GUAACAGCUGUUGUGUGGGAUCACGAGUCAAGAGCUCCGGAUCAUUAUAAACACACUCUCUUCAUCUUUUGGAGGGUAAUUCAGGAAAAAAGCGAUGGCCCGUACACUUAACAGCAAAGAGUAUCUGUCAGUCAAGGACCUGGAGAAAGUUCUGGACUCGUGUAAAUUAAACUUGCACCAAAUCGAUGAGGUCUGGCCAAACCUGUACAUCGGGAACGUAGGAAUAGCACAGAACCGAAGCGCCCUGCAGAAACUGGGCAUCACUCACAUUCUGAACGCCGCUCACAGCAAGAGUGGAAGCAUCGGGGACCAGAACUACUACGGCACUAGUUUAGUGUACUGUGGGAUCCCCGCUGAAGACUCCACAUACUUCGAUCUGGACGUUUACUUCAAACCAGCAGCAGAAUUCAUUCAUAAAGCCCUUCACACUCCUGACGGAAAAGUUCUGGUGCACUGCAUCAUGGGAAUGAGCCGCUCCUCGUCGCUGGUGCUGGCGUACCUGAUGCUCUAUCACAACAUGCCUCUGCACGCGGCCAUACGGCUCACCAUCCAGAAACGAGCCAUCUAUCCCAACAGGAACUUCCUGGCUCUGCUCCUGGACCUGGACCUGCAGAGGAAGAGGAAACACAGACGAUGUGUGCUGCUCUGAGCAAACAUGAUGAACGAUCA
This is a messenger RNA of Carassius carassius (crucian carp), 669 nucleotides long. RefSeq names its product dual specificity protein phosphatase 13-like. The record is from RefSeq and is a predicted model, not a curated record. Bases 95 to 649 code for a protein of 184 amino acids. Gene Ontology annotation, cellular component: cytoplasm. The transcript is spliced from 3 exons. Lineage: Eukaryota; Metazoa; Chordata; Actinopteri; Cypriniformes; Cyprinidae. Gene Ontology annotation, biological process: negative regulation of MAPK cascade; protein dephosphorylation. Gene Ontology annotation, molecular function: protein tyrosine/serine/threonine phosphatase activity; MAP kinase phosphatase activity.